Monopterus albus (swamp eel) is the source of this 2644-nucleotide messenger RNA. RefSeq names its product hepatocyte growth factor b (gene hgfb). Lineage: Eukaryota; Metazoa; Chordata; Actinopteri; Synbranchiformes; Synbranchidae. Bases 74 to 2233 code for a protein of 719 amino acids. Gene Ontology annotation, molecular function: serine-type endopeptidase activity. The transcript has 19 exons. The record is from RefSeq and is a predicted model, not a curated record. Gene Ontology annotation, biological process: proteolysis.
UCUUCUGGUUGCAGUUCUACAGCACAGCAGGCAGCACUUUCAAGUUGUUUGUGUGUGUUUCUGUGACGCGGCGAUGUGGAUUUACAGGCUAAUUAUCGCACUCUUCGUCAUUUCUUCUUGUUCUGAGGGCAGACGAAAUGCACUCCAGGACUACCAGAGGACUGAUGGCAUCCAACUGGUUGUCUUGUCUCCUGAUUCUUCCCACCUGACCAAAAGUAGGAAGCUGAGCAUGGCCAGGUGUGCCAAAUCCUGUAGUCGCAACAAAAGAAUCCCCUUCACCUGCAGAGCAUUCCUCUAUGAUCAUAAAAACAAGAGAUGCCAGUGGCUGUCAUUCGACAGGAACUCGCCAGGAGCUCAGAGUCAACAGGACUUGAACUACCAACUCUAUCAAAAGAAAGACUAUGUCAGAGAGUGCAUUGUGGGUACAGGUCAGAGCUACAGAGGCCGGAGGUCAGUGACAGUCAGUGGGAUCCUGUGCCAGGCCUGGGCCUCUCCCAUUCCUCAUGAACACAAAUUCAUGUCUAAGAGGUUCAGAAAGAAGGACCUCAGAGGAAACUACUGCCGCAACCCAGACAACUCCACUGUAGGCCCAUGGUGCUUUACCACUGACCCCCGACCCCACCUCAGACACCAGGAGUGUGGCAUACCACAGUGUUCACAGGUGGAGUGUAUAAGCUGCAAUGGGGAAGAUUACAGAGGACCCAUGGACCACACAGAGAGUGGAAAGGAAUGCCAGCGUUGGGACCUGGAUGAACCACACAAACAUCUGUACCAUCCCAAGAGGUACCCUGAAAAGGGCCUGGAUGAUAACUACUGUAGGAACCCAGAUGGACGCCACAGACCCUGGUGCUUUACCACAGACCCAAACACACCCUGGGAGUACUGCAACAUCAAAGUUUGUGAAACGCCUCAUAAAAGUAAUGUGGUAGAAACAAAUGAGUGUUACCAGGGCAGAGGAGAGGGCUACAGGGGCACGAUCGAUGUGACACCCACCGGACUCACCUGUCAGCGCUGGGACUCUCAGUAUCCCCAUAACCACACAUUCUUACCUCAAGCCUACCCCUGCAAGGACCUCAGAGAAAACUACUGUCGAAAUCCAGAUGGCCAAGAAUUACCCUGGUGCUUCACUACUGACCCAAGAGUCCGCACAAUGUUCUGCACCAACAUCCCUCAGUGCGGCACCCAAAACAAGCCUUUUAGUGACUGCUACGAUGGUUUUGGAGAGAAUUACCAAGGAGAACAGUCAAGGACUAGAUCAAACCUGCUCUGUGCUCCCUGGACAGACCACAACAACAGUGGCGAGAGGGGCGUGCUGAUGGUUGGCUUGGAGGGAAACUACUGCAGAAACCCUGAUAAAGACAAACAUGGUCCCUGGUGUUACACCAACAACUCUGCCAUACCCUGGGACUACUGCAAUGUAAAACCAUGCGAUGCUUCACUGAACACAAUUCCACUGGCUGAGCUGUCCUCUGUGGGGUGUUUUAUCCAUAAGAGAACCAGAAUUGUCGGAGGAAGUCCAGUGAUAUCAGACGGCGGCUGGAUGGUCAGCAUACAGAAAGGGUCGGUGCACUGGUGUGGGGGUUCGCUAAUACGAGACGAGUGGGUACUCACUGACAGACAAUGUUUCUCUUCAUGUGUUCCGGACCUCAGUGAGUAUCGGGUGUGGCUGGGAGUCUCUGAUAUUCGAGAGGGUGCUCCUGACCUGUCCAAGAGACAGGAAGUCAGCAUAGCUCAUGUGAUAUGUGGCCCUGAGGGUUCCAGUUUAGCCCUCAUAAGGCUGUCUAAGCCUGCCCUACCUGUAAACAAUGUCCAUACGAUUCAACUACCUGUAGCAGGGUGCACCAUACCAGAAGGAACAAUAUGUAAAAUGUACGGAUGGGGUGAGACCAAAGGCACUGGCUAUGAUGACAUAUUAAAGGCGGUCAACCUGCCAAUUGUCAGUAACGAGAGGUGCAGAGAGAUGCACAGAGGGAACUUCCACAUCACCAACACCAAGAUCUGUGCAGGAGGCAGGAGGAAUGAGGGAGUGUGUGAGAGGGAUUAUGGCGGCCCGCUUGUGUGCCAAGACGGUGACAUCAGGGUUAUUGCUGGAGUGAGUGUCCAUGGCAGAGGCUGUGCCAGGGCCAACCAGCCUGGCAUCUUCAUCAAUGUGCCCUUCUACACACAGUGGAUCUACAAGUGUCAGUACACAAAAAGAAAACUGCAGAUGGAGAGACCGUUUGUGUGCAUGUGAGCUCAUGCAUGUUUGAGCCAGAGCUGAAUGAAUUAUCUUCUCCCCACACAGGCCUUUGGCAGACCUCCAAUUCCAAUCCACUCUGAAUAUUAGCGUCACAAAAUCUGUCACUUCAAACUUUAUCACGGAAAACAAAAAGAGAUGGUCCUUGUAACUGCAUUGUCCCUAAUGGACAUUUCACUGAGAGGACUGAACAGCGCUUGAAACAAAUUAACACACCUCUUUUGCCAGUGUAAAUGAUUGAAAUGGCUUCACAUUAUGCUUGUGUGAGAGUGAGAGAAUUUUUUUUUUUCUGUGCGUGUGUGUGUGUGUAUGCAUGUGCACUGAAAGAUCCUGCAAGCUGCUAUAUUCUACAGGUUGUAUAGUACUUUUAUUCUCUGUAUAAUGUACAUUCACUAUAAAUUUCAUGUC